Molecule: messenger RNA, 656 nt
Organism: Anoplopoma fimbria (sablefish)
Lineage: Eukaryota; Metazoa; Chordata; Actinopteri; Perciformes; Anoplopomatidae
Product: antimicrobial peptide NK-lysin-like
Exons: 6
Coding region: 38-481 (147 amino acids)
Biological process (GO): defense response to bacterium; lipid metabolic process
Source: RefSeq, a predicted model, not a curated record
CACACACACACCCAGAGAUCACCGCUCACUGCCAGCAAUGGAAAAAUCUUCAGUCCUCCUUGUGUGCAUUCUGGUGACAUGUUCAGUUUGGACAGUCCAAGGGAGAUCCUUUGAGGUCAACAUUGAUGAUCAGGAACCGGUGGAAGUGGAAAUCUCUGUGAAUGCCGACAAGCUUCCAGGUGUGUGCUGGGCCUGCAAGUGGGCUUUGAACAAGGUGAAGAAAGCCAUCGGCAGUAAUGCCACUGCAGAGAACCUGACAUCGAAGUUGAAAUCCAUCUGCGACCAAAUCGGCCUCUUAAAAUCUCUGUGCCGCAAAUUUGUGAAGACGCACCUCACAGAGUUAAUCGAGGAACUCACUACUACCGAUGAUGUGAGGACCAUCUGUGUCAAUACUGGAGCCUGCAAGCCAAAGGAGCUGUUGGACCUGUUCUUUAAUCCAAGGGACAAGGGUCCAUCAGUUGAAAUUAAUGAAUAUGCCUGAUGUCGUAUGCAUGAACAAUAAUUAAGAUGCACUUAAUUUGUUUGACUGAUACUCAGUGCAUAAAAAAUAUGAUCAAUAAUCUCUUCUAGCUUUCUGGCUUUCUACUUUGCAAUGUCUGUAAAAUCUAUUUCUGUUUCUGUGCAAAGAUCAUAUCAAUAAAUGUUUGCAUUUCAAA